Messenger RNA from Liolophura sinensis, 6670 nucleotides. Its product is annotated as active breakpoint cluster region-related protein-like. Lineage: Eukaryota; Metazoa; Mollusca; Polyplacophora; Chitonida; Chitonidae. The record is from RefSeq and is a predicted model, not a curated record. Bases 501 to 5231 code for a protein of 1576 amino acids. The transcript is spliced from 24 exons. Gene Ontology annotation, biological process: positive regulation of GTPase activity; intracellular signal transduction. Gene Ontology annotation, cellular component: membrane. Gene Ontology annotation, molecular function: GTPase activator activity; guanyl-nucleotide exchange factor activity.
CAGGAUUUACAUGUAGUAAUCACCAAACAGAGUUAAAUACCGCACCAAGGUUUUGUUAUUGCCACAGAAUAAGGGACGUUUACGUGCUGCUGUAUUAACAAUGCUGGGGAGUGACUGGGUGUGCUCAGAUGCCCAGGUCUACUUAAGUCGGUGCCAUCGACGAAUGCAUUGUUAACUCUCGGAUACGGAAUUACGGAUAGAAGUGGAUUCACUGUUUCCCGUGUGACUUAUACAUCAAUAUUAUAUAGAAGAAGGCAGGAUAGAUAUACACGGGCUACACGAGUGCGGAUUACGUAUUAUCGGACAGUACAAUACAGAAGUGUGGCGACGGAACACACCCACCCGUGACGUCACGGUCAAGCCUGUCACCAACUUGUGGCGAGAGAAAGCGAACUUCAAGUUCAUAAAGUGUGUCUUCCCCGCACUGCUGGCUCGGCGGAAUGUCGUGUUUUCUGUUUAUAUUCGUGUAAGCGAUACUGCAACUGUGAUUAACAAUUCUAAUGGAUGUCCAGGCGAGCUUUGCCAAGCUUUGGAGGGAACGUUUUCCCGGCGAAAGCCCGCCAUCUGUUUUCCAUGUGGACGAAACAAUGAAUAACAAUAAUACUGACAAGCUCCCAACUUCCGGAGUCCGGCAGAGUCCGGAUGCGUUUAGGCAUGACGCUGCACAAGCGCUGCUUGACUGCGAGAAGAGAAUAGAAAUAAUAGAAGCUGACCUCACUAGGCAGAAGUUUUUGAAAGAUUACUUAGUAAAGUUUUUAGAGAGCGAGGUGUUCGUUUCGAACGGCUUGUCAUAUGCAGGUAUUUCGGAGCUAAAUCAUCCAGGCGUGAAUUUUCCAGACCCAGGAGAGGUAAAGGUCGGGGAGGUGUGUACCCGUGUUGUCCGGGGAAAGCGGUCCCGUAUGACCAGCACGAACAAUGUUACAGGUAACGAGAGCCACACAUAUUACAAUCGCCCCUCAAUCCGAUACCACGGGAAGCGUAUGGUGCCUCCUCCCCCUCCAGCAACAACAACAACAACCACAACAGCCAACAAUACACGCGGUGUUACUAUAAAUAAAGCAGCUGUAAGUAAGUGUGAGAGCAGGACAGUGGGUUGCGUGGCGAGUGACUCACAGCCUCACUUAGAGAAACUCAGUGAAGCGGAUAACAGUCAAUCUGACAAGUCAACUCUUACUGACCCACCAGUUGCCAUAUACAACCAUAAACAGCCUCCCGCUGUGAAACCAAAACCAAAACCUCCUCCUCUGCCCGUUCCUAAAAGACAACGACAUCGGGAAGACCUGUCCAGUGAUACAGCGGCGACUGAAGAACCUCGGAUCGCUGACACAGUGAAGAAACAAACUCCAGCCGAUGCUGUACAAACGUCAGUCAGUGGAACAGGCGGCUUAAAUAGUUUGCACACGGCUGAAAAUAGCUGUGUGGUCGCUGGCAAAGCAGGGCAGCCAGGCUUUGUGUCAUCGAGCAGAGAUCUAGGCCAUGAUUCACUUGGAUUCACUCAAGGUAGACAAAAAGAAACGCGUCACACAGAUUCAAGUGUUCAGAUUGAACCGUCAAAAGGUACGCCCAGAACUGUGCUAAAGAAGUUUGGCUCAGCUGACAAGGCAGUUGAUGUAAGCACACAUAGUGGUAACAAAGGCUGUGUGACGAGAGAUUCACCUGACCAAGACCCGUCAGGUGGCAGAAUUUUACAACAGGCCGGUAAAUCUGUGUCAGGUAUACAGGUAGAUGGACCUGUAAGCUCCCAAGCUGUUUCAACAGCUGAUACAGUGAGUGACACUCAGGAGGACAUCAUGAUUCGAAAAUUAACCCACAAAACUUCGAGCAAUUCGGAAAGUGUCACUGGUCUCAAAUACAAAGCCAAAAACAAUUAUGAAAUGGUGGAGUUACCAGACAAUGUGUCACCUUGUAUUAGUUCAGGGAGUGACUGUAAAUUACUUGUCGGAUCGCCCAAGGAUGACCAUUUUUAUGAAAACAGUAUUGUACACACACCUCUACCACCAUUACCAGAUGGGGUAUCAGGAAAUGGGGUUUCCAGUGUUGACGAGUCCACUAAGAGGAUAUCAACGGGACAAGAGUUUGAGGAUACAGACCAAGCUGAGAUUGAAGAAGAAUCUCUAUAUGAGACUCUGGCUGUUGGCAAAUCAUUUCAUGCUGCUCUGACAGCUGAGGAUGAAAGUUUUGAUAGCCUUAGCUUGUAUUCAGAUAACGAAACUGUACGCAGCGAUGCCUCGGCAGAUAGUGGGAUGGAGUCAAAGGCCAGUGUGGAGAGCCACCCUCAUCUGGUAUCAGCAGAGCUUUCAAACAGCGUGGACACCACGGAUCCUUAUGCUGAAUUGUACGCUACAGUAUGCAAACUGAAACAUGAUUUGUCUCCUGAGGUAAGAGUGUCUGCAAAAGCUGAUAGGACUGCUGCCAGUACCACCACCACAACAUCACAACCGGAACAGAACACGCGCCAAAAACGAGUGCCUGAGACAAGAUAUGAAUAUGUUGACAUUGCAGAUUUCCAGACCCCUGACCCUAGUUACAACUCUCCAGGGAAGGUGAAUGAACCUGAGCUCAUUCAAGAGAAAACGCGACCGGCACCUGUCCCUCAGAGACAUGAUUACGAAGAAUGUUUUCCCCCAGGGCUAGAGGAGCAGAGACAGUCCAGUGACGGCCAGGUUCCAGCUGAAGUGACCAUCGGUCAUCAGCAUACUCCAGUUGUGUCAACAGAGAACAUCUCCGGGUCGCCUGUGUGCAUGAGACGUGACCAUCCUGUCAGUCAACCCAGUCGAAACUGUGACAGUGAUGGGACCAUUGGUAGCAAUCGUAACUCUUCCCCAGUGUCUGAGUUGGAUGCAUGCAGCACAGACUCUGAGGGAGAUCAUCCUGGACCAAGCUCACCGGAAAAGGAGAAGUUACGUUUGCGAAAGCUGGUGCUGCAAGGAAUCCUGGAGACAGAACGCGAUUACCUGACCAGUCUAGAGGUUCUCUUAAAGUACAAAAAGUCCCUGGAAGCUGCAGCCGGUUCCUCACAACCAGUUAUGUCCUUGGAGGAUAUCAAGGUGGUAUUCUCCAAGAUUCCAGAGCUGCACAUCAUCCACGAGAAGUUUGUCCAUGAGCUGGCUGAGCGUGUCAACGAAUCAACGCCCCAACAGAGGGUUGGUGACCUCUUCAAAAUGCUGAUCUCCAGUUUCCCUGUGUACAGUGACUAUAUGAAAAACUACCCCAAGGCUGUGGAGACCAUAGGAAGAUGCUCAGAGGAGAACUUGCAGUUUAGGGAACUGGCCAACAUGGUUCCCAUCCCUAACAGCAAGGAGACUCUCAGUCUGCAGAACAUGCUGUUUAAGCCAGUUGUAAGGAUACAGAGGAAUACUUUAGUACUUCAUGACCUAAUAAAUUGUACUCCGAAGACUCACCCUGACUAUGAGGAACUGCUCAAGGCAAAGCAGUUGACUCACCUCAACUUGGAGGAGUACGGCGACUCACGACAAGACAGGUCCAGCAGAAAGCUUGAAGAGCAGCAACACCUGGUGAAGAACAGCUUCCUGGUAGCGCUGGAGGGCGGUCGGCGGAAGUUACGCUACGUCUUCCUGUUCAACGAUGUCAUCAUUUGCACCAAACAGAAAAUCAGUGGAAGGUCUCAGCGACAUAACUUUGAGGUGAAGUGGUUUGCAUCACUGACAGAUAUCCUACUGACAGAUCAUAGGAUAGACCAGCAAGGUGGAGACAGUAACCGUGAAAGUCGGAUUUCCAACAUGGAUGAGGUGGAAGAUUUGAAGAAACGAGUAAUUGCCCUAAAAACUGAGCUGAGGGCAGAGAUUAAGAAAGCCAAGGAGAAUGAAGGAAAAGAGAAAUCCUGGUCAUUUGCAUCUCGGUCUGCCGCCAAAGCUAUUGAAAAACAGAAGAAAAAGCUUCAUGAGCUGGAGGCUGCUCUGGUCCAAGCUUCUCCAAACCUGCCGUUUAAAAUCAACCACAAAUCCUCUGGGAAGUCUUAUGUCUUCCUGAUGUCCACGGAUUACGAACGAGAGGAGUGGAGUGAAGCCAUUAUUGGCAACCAGGCCAAGGUCAAGACAGAUCUCCAAAGCAAACCUUUAACACCUUAUGAUAUCCAGAUGCUAAUUGAGAAUGUUAAACAGUUGCCAAAAGUGAACCGUGUUGGAAAUGCACUGUUGAGAAGUACAGAUGGUGAUGAUGACAACGAUGGGCUCAGUGGAGUGCUGAAUGUCACCAUACACAGACUGUCUGGGCUGACGAAACCAUCCGACACGUUCUGUUGCCUGGAGUUGGAUUCGUAUGGCCACUUCUUCAUGACAGCGAGGACAAAUGUGUGCCGGGGUGAGAAAAACCCCGUGUGGGAUGAGGAAUUUGAGAUUGACCUGGAUGGGUCACAGACACUGCGGAUCCUGUGUUACAGGCGUGGCAAUGAGAGUGAAGGGGAUGUGCUGCUGGGGAAGAGUGCUCUGGAGUUGAAAACAAGUUGGCUGGAGAAAUUCCAUGAAAAGGAAAUUAGCCUGAAUGAGUACAGUCUGAUGGUGUCCAUACGUUAUGUUACUGCUGCAACAACGAUGAAAAGACUGCCGUCACGAUUAAAGACAGGAGUGUUUGGGGUCAAAAUCACCAAUCUUGUCAAGAGAGAAGGGAGAAAAAUCCCAACGGUUGUGACAGCAUGUGUCGAUGAAAUAGAGAAAAGAGGUAUGGAUGAAACCGGAAUUUACAGAGUGUCGGGUGUUACCUCAGAUGUCCAGAGAUUGAAAAAGGCUUUUGACAAGAACAGUCGUGGAGCAAUGCAUCUCCUCAGUGAGUUUGACAUUCAUGCGGUGUCUGGGGUUCUCAAAUUGUACUUCAGGGAGCUACCAGAGCCUCUCUUCACAGAAGCCCUCUAUUGUAACUUCAUUGACAGCUUGGCUCUGGCUGAUGCGGAGGCUAAAGAGAAGUGUAUGUUGUCAUUGUUACACUCAUUACCAGAUCCUAGCCUGAGAACGGUCCUCUACCUCAUUGAUCACUUGAUCAGGGUAAGCCACCAUCAGAAUGAAAACCGCAUGAACCUCCACAACUUGGCUACUAUAUUCGGACCAACUUUGUUGCGACCAGCAGCAAAGGAUCCUGGAACACCCACACCAGACAUGUUGUUCCUGGGGGCGCAGGAAGCUCUCUCACAGACGGCUGUUUUACACUAUUUCAUCACUCUUCGCGUGGCAGGAAAAGACCUCAACAAACCGGCAACAAAAGCUUCAAAGCUGAUAUAGACAUUCCCAACCAUUUUGACAUACAGUUAUACCUGUAUACACAUGCGCCAUUUUGCCACAUAUUUUUUUUGGUGUCUAUGGUGAUUGUUACUGUGUUACCAUGGUGACAGUUGUUUUAGUAUUUUGUGCGAUCAUCUUGAUCUUCUAUUUCUCCUGGAGCUUUUUGCUUCAGGGAGAAACUUCUUGCUUCAGGGAGAAACUUUUUGCCCCCAGGAGAAACUUUUGAGGAUUCUUGCCUUCAUAUAGACUUGUUUAUUGUCAUGCAUUCCUUAUCUCCAGAGCUCUCUUAUGAUUAGAAAUGGUGCAUUUUAUGUGUGAAUUAUGUGUAUAUAUAAAAUCAUUGACUGAAUACCUGUGACUUGCUACGUUGCCAUAGUGACUAGAUAAUUAUGAGAUCAGACAAAUGUUUGUUCUAAUUUCGUGCCAGUGGCCUAUGCGACUUUUUGUUGGAUAUACAACGGUCAUGACAGUUAUCAGACAAACAUCGGAAUGAACUAUGUUGUUUGUGGAAAGAGCAUGAAGAUAUAAAAUGAGAGACUUCUUGUUGUAUUACACGGCACAAAUGCAACCAAGGGAGAUGAACUUCAGUUGUACAGUAUUGGUACUGGACAUGCUGAACAGUAGGCUAAAGCCAUAGACUGCAACUGUAAUAGCACUGGUAAGUAUGCAAGAGACAUAGACUUCAGCUGUAAUAAGACUUCAAACUAUGCAAGAGCGAUGGGCUACAGCUGUUAUAACACUGGAUAGUGUGUUGCAGUAUGGGUUAUGAAUGUUAUAGUAGUCUAAAGCCAUAGACUUCAACUGUAAUAGCACUGGUAAGUUCAAGAGCCAUGGGCUUCAGCUGUAAUAAGACUUCAAACUAUGCAAGAGCGAUGGGCUACAGCUGUUAUAACACUGGAUAGUGUGUUGCAAUAUGAGUUAUGAAUGUUAUACAUGCUAUAACAUGAACAAAGAACAAAUAUUCAGUAAUCUUGUGUAUGAUAUAAAUGUACAUGUACAGACUUGAUACAGACGCAGCCUGACAGAAAGUACGUGUAGUAAGCUGUGCACCCAUAGCCAUGCAAACUCUGACACAUCUCACUGUACUGUGUGUGAGAGAAGACGUGAAAUGUGAGCAUACUCAUCACAAGUACAGUGACAGUGCUGGGUUGUAAUUUAUUCCAUUAUUCCAGGUUUUGUGUUUGGAAAUCUGACUCAUUAACAAGAUUAGUUCAGGAAAAGCAUGGCUUCAUCUGCAUUUCAAAGUUUUUAAUACUUGGAAGAGGACAUUGUUACUUGUACAUACAGCAUGGAGACUAAACCAUCACUUACAUUGAUGUCCGCUGUAAAGACUUGCGUUUAUAUACAUGUAUUUGUUGCUUUGCAUUUUACAUGUUAUUCAUCUGUUGCCAUAUAUACUAGUUGUCCCUAAAUAUAUUUUUUUGUUUUUAUGUCUACUU